AUGGCCGAUGUCAUGAUCCAGACUCCCCCAGUACUUCAAGGCCCAUCAGAGAAGGAGCGGAAAUAUGACCGCCAACUCCGACUUUGGGCUGCCUCGGGUCAGGCUGCUCUCGAGUCGGCCAAUAUUCUCCUCGUCAACUCCGGUGCUGGUACCGUCGGCGUUGAGACUCUCAAGAAUCUUGUCCUGCCUGGUAUUGGUCGGUUCACCAUUGCCGACCAGAAUAUCGUAACUCAUCAAGAUCUGGGUGUUAAUUUCUUCGUGGAUGAUAGCUGGCUGGGCAAGUCCAGAGCUGAAGCUUGCACCAACUUUCUCUUGGAACUUAAUCCUGAAGUACAGGGUGAAUGGUAUCCUAAAACCCAGGAUGAAUCUUUCCACCUAGAUCACUUUCUCAGUAGCUCGCCUACAUUCACCAUGAUCCUAUAUGCACUUCCUUUGCCUCAAGAUCUGGUUCAGCUAAUUCAGGACUAUUCUCUCCAAUAUAAAAUUCCUACAAUUGCAGUUCAUUCUGUGGGAUACUACUCCUACUUCAAGACCACAAUACCCGGCACAUUUCCUAUCGUUGACACCCAUCCCGACGAGACCGCCACGACAGAUCUGCGGCUUCUAGCCCCUUGGCCCGAACUCCUUGAGUUUUCCCAGAGCAUGACUGAAAACAUUGACAACCUCGACAGUCAUGAGCAUGGUCACUUGCCUAUGGUCGUCAUUCUCCUUCAUCAUCUAGAACAGUGGAAACAAGCUCACGGCGGCGCUUACCCUACCAGCUACGUCGACAAGACCACAUUCCGCAAAACUGUCUCGGAAGCCAUGAGGACAGACAACCCUGAAGGAGGCGAAGAGAAUUUUGAAGAGGCUGUAGCUGCUGUGAUGAAACAUGUCGUAAAGCCCUCCCUUCCCAGUUCUCUUCGACAAGUCUUUGACUAUGUGCACCAAGAUCCUGAGGAGAUUACAUCAGGCUUCUGGGUCAUCACAGAGGCUGUGAAACGAUUCUAUGACCAACAUGGCCGCUUACCUGUCCCUGGGGGACUGCCUGACAUGAAGGCCCAAUCCAACGUGUACAUCAAAUUACAGAAUAUUUACAAAGAACGGGCUCGCCAGGAUGUUAGUCAAGUUCUGGGAAUCGCUCGAAGUCUUCCUGGCGGUCAGGACGUGGAUCCCGAGCAGGUUGAACUCUUCUGCAAGAAUGCUUCUUUUAUCAAGCUCAUUAAUGCCCCUGGAGACAAGGCUACCAGUCUCGAUAAGCUUGUCGAACAAGAGCUAGCAAACGACGAGAUAUCAGCCUUUGCUGGGCCCGAGAUGCCUCUAUCCCUGGUCCCACUGUAUCUCGCCCUGUUGGCAACAUCAAAUGCCAAGACUGCUUCUGCAGAUGAGAUUAUGGGUUUCAUUGGCAAGGCUGCACCAAAAGCCACGGGGAACGAACGAUACAAGAAGACUGCCCAAGAGGUUGAGCGCGCGGCCGGUGGCGAGCUUCACAACAUAUCAGCCCUUACUGGCGGCAUGGUCGCUCAAGAGAUGAUCAAGAUCAUUACCAAGCAAUAUGUGCCCAUCGACAACACUUGUAUCUUCGACGGUAUCGACAGUCGUUGUCAGGUACUCCGCCUGUAA
Molecule: messenger RNA, 1602 nt
Organism: Fusarium musae
Lineage: Eukaryota; Fungi; Ascomycota; Sordariomycetes; Hypocreales; Nectriaceae
Exons: 4
Coding region: 1-1602 (533 amino acids)
Biological process (GO): protein neddylation
Cellular component (GO): cytoplasm
Molecular function (GO): NEDD8 activating enzyme activity
Source: RefSeq, a predicted model, not a curated record